Molecule: messenger RNA, 2199 nt
Organism: Papaver somniferum (opium poppy)
Lineage: Eukaryota; Viridiplantae; Streptophyta; Magnoliopsida; Ranunculales; Papaveraceae
Product: trihelix transcription factor GTL1-like
Exons: 3
Coding region: 124-1617 (497 amino acids)
Source: RefSeq, a predicted model, not a curated record
UUUUCAUUUCACAAAAUUUCACCGCUUUUUGUUUCCUCUUCUCUUUCAAAGUUUAAUCUUCACUCAAAAGUUCCAUUAUUUUUUUACUUUCAUCCUCUGGAAAUUUUCAUUUCUUCUUCUUCGAUGUCACUCACAGAUUUAUCUGAAGAAAUUUCACCAUUUUCAGUAACCGGAAAUAAUUUACUAGACAAUUAUCAACAAACACCUUCUUCAUCAGAAAUCGAGUUUCGGUCAGAUUUACCUCUUCAGAAACUACGUCCUGUUAGAAAUAAUCAGUUUGUUACUGAAUUUACAAACGGUUCUGCAAAUUUUGACUCAAUUUCACCUGAUGUGAAAAAUGAGGAGUGGUUUUGCUCACCGGUAAAUGACUUACCGAGGAAAGACGAUGGAGGCGGUGGAGUUGGUGUCGAUGCUGUUGGUGGUGAUAGUGAAAAUCUUCGGUGGCCGCAGUCAGAGGCGUUAGCUUUGUUGAAAAUUCGGUCGGAAAUGGAUUCUCAGUUUAGGGUUUCUUCAAACCCUAAAGGCCCGCUUUGGGAAAUUGUUUCCAGAUUACAGGAUACAAUUCGAAAGACUACUCAAGAACCAAAUGUGAGUCGAAUGGAAGAAGAAGUUGGUGUGAAAACAACACACUCGGGUUCGGCUGAUACUGUAUUACAUGAAUUUGGUUCUGAUGCUGGAAAUGAAAAUGUGGAUGAUGAAUUUGGUGAAAGUUUGAGUAGGAAGAGAAAGAGAGAAAUCCGCAACGAACUUAAAGAUCACUUUGAGGAUUUGGUGAGUAAAAUGAUGAAGAAGCAAGAGGAUAUGUAUAAGGUAUUACUUGAGACGAUUGAGCAGAAGGAGAAAGAUAGGAUUACGAGAGAAGAGACUUGGAGGAAUCUUGAAAGGGAGAGGAUGAGGAAAGAGGAGGAGAGGAGGGCUCAAGAUACUCAGCGAAGUUUAGCUCUCCUUUCGUUCUUAGGGAAGUUCUUCGGACAGCCGGAAAUUAAUACUCCGGAACCCCUGCGACAGCAGGAAAUUAAUACUCCACAAUCCACGGGGCAGCAGAUAAUUAAUAUCCCGCAGUCUCCGGAAUUAUGUAGGGAAAUAGUUUUACAUGAUCAGAGUCAUCAGAAAAAACAAAAGGUUGAAGGAUCAGAAUAUAUGUUAGAUGCAAACUUCAAGAGAUGGCCUAAACAUGAAGUACUAGCCUUAAUCUCCCUUCGAACUGCAAUGGAGCAUAAAUUCCGAACUGGUGCGGCAAAAAUUCCAAUGUGGGAAGAGAUAUCUCUGGGAAUGGCUUCAAUGGGGUUUACUAAGACUGCAAAGAAGUGUAAAGAGAAAUGGGAAAAUAUCAACAAGUACUUCAAGAGAGCAGCGAGUAGUGGCAAAAAGCGAUCGGAAAAUGCAAAGACAUGCCCAUAUUUUUACGAAUUGGAUAUGCUGUACAAAAAACGUCUCAUUAAUCCUGAAAAGGCACCUGAGGCUGUCAAGGAAGAACCCCAAGAGAAAGAACCUCAAGAGAAUAAUUCUAAUGGGGAAAUGUUGACUACUUUGGCCCAAGUUUGUGAUCUAUUCUCCAUGUCAGAGCCACUGUUGGAGCCCGCGGUUGGCCAAUCAGGCUCCAUGGACUUAUCUUAAUAUACAUCCAUCUAAUAUCUCUGAUACUUCCGGAAGGUCUGGUAUCAGGUUGUGUACCAUGCAGUUGGGAGAGCAUAUCUUCACGGGCCCUUCGUUUGUUAUUCAAGAUUUAGCCUCUACUCUGGAAUAGUUAGGAUUCAGCCAUUCCAACACCUCGUCCUUCUCUUAUCUGGAAGUGAUGUUAUAUGAACUCUGUAUUAGAGUUUGAAAUUUUUGCAGAAUUCAGCUGGAUAGAUGAAGACCAGAUGAAAGAUCAAGAAGUCUGGGUUCCUUGUAAUACUAUAUAUACCUUUUUUCAUGAAAAGCUUUAAAUUUUGACUGUAUUUCAUCGGCGAUCUUAUGUUACUUUGCGGAUUUGUAAGUCCUACUAGGCCUUCUUCUGUAACUGUAUGGUUUUAAAACAGGUCCGGGUUCAAACUCCCGCGACUUUUUAAGUUGCAAGAGGGGGGAACUUCAUACUGUGUCUCCCAUGAGUUGUGAUUUUUUUUUUUUUGAAGCAUAUUGUGAUUUUUUGUUUGUUACUUUUAAACCUAUCAUGUUAAAUCGUAGUGGAAAUAUAUUAUGGGAUGUCGUGUCUUUUGA